Molecule: messenger RNA, 5358 nt
Organism: Schistosoma turkestanicum
Lineage: Eukaryota; Metazoa; Platyhelminthes; Trematoda; Strigeidida; Schistosomatidae
Source: the annotation of a GenBank genome assembly
GUCGAUGUCGGUUAACGGUAGCAGGACCGGCAGAUUUAAGCAUUUUGCAUUUAAAGGUUCAAAAUCUCCAAGCUUUCUAGAUUUCCUGAAUCUCAAGCUUCUGUGAUUUCUGAUCGUUGUUUAUUGCAUUCCUUACUGAUUUUCUUUCCACUCACUCUACUGUACACGCUCCUCUAGUACACGAGGUACCUUCUGGAUAGACGUGAACCGCUACAUAAGAAUGGAAGGAGCUAAAAACCCUCGGAGGGCUAGUUCGGUUAAAGAGUCUAAAUUAGCUCUUCUGGCAAAGAUGCGUGAGGCAAAAGAGAAAGGCGAACGUCUUCGUAUAGAAAAAGAUGAGCAACCAGUAUACGAAACAGUUGAUGAAGCAGAGUAUGCUGAGUUGGUUAGGAAACGUUUGGAAGAUGACUGGAUCGUUGACGAUGAAGGUGGAGAUUACGCGGAAGAUGGGCGGGAAAUAUUUGACGAUAACGAUGAAGAUGAAGAACCAAGUGAUUUAGGACCGAAAGCUAAGAGUAAGGUCUCAUCUCAGUCAGCAGCAAAGAAGAAGCGGCUUAAUCCUGAUAUCCGGGCUAGUGAUUCAGCUCCACUGCGUCCUUCUGUUGGUCGUGAUAUUCGGAGUUUGUUUGCUGCUUCCUCUGGACAAAAUUCUAGUAAGAAACGUAAAGAAAUGAAGGAUCUUUCUGUGGAUCCGAACCUAGACGAUCUGUUGGCAGAAUUAGAGUCUUCUGUAACGGAACCAAAACUUCAUAACUCUGAUGAUUUAUCACGAAGAAGUCUCUUAGCUUCAAAACGAAACCCUGGAGUUAAUCUUAAUAUGGUAAAUACGCCUACUAACUUGAAACAUCGUUCACCUGAACGACCACAGCAAGCUAAUCAUACACCUAGCGGACCUCACCCACGACUUUCUUUGGUGUCCGGAAAGAGUUGCGCCUCACCUACUUCAUUUGAUCAGCGAUCACGUAACCCUUUCUCAUGUCGGAAACCUGCAGAAACAGAACAAAAAUAUGAACCUAGUAAACCACAAAUUACUGAAGCUAUUUCUAUUCCACCGGAAGAGGCAACAUCAAUGGUUUCUGAAGUGGAUGAGACCGACUUUUCGGAAGAUUUUGAAAUGCAGACAAUACCGAAACAAGUCGAAGCUGUCGUUCAGUCACCAAAACCAAUAAGUGGAUCAAUUAUACAACCUAUAACUAGUGUAACUGCUAACUGGUUGUCUGAAGAAGGUCUAGCUCAAGUUGAUGAUGCAACUUGGACAGAUGAAACUGAUCCAGUUUCGUUUCCUAUUUCAUCAAGUAAAGGGAACAUCCUUUACUUUUAUUGGUUUGAUGCUUAUGAGGAUUUCAAACAACUACCAGGUAUUGUUUACCUAUUUGGCAAACUUUAUGAUCACUCAAAGUCUGGGACUUAUACCAGCUGUUGUUUGCGCGUUAAAGACCUUGAACGACGCAUAUUUUUAUUACCACGAACAUCAAUGCCUGAAAAUGGUGAGCUUCCUACUGCUAAGGAUGUUUACAUGGAGUUUAGAGAUUUGACUUCACAAUAUAAAAUUGGAAAGUUUAGGUGUAAAACCACUGAAAAACGCUAUGCUUUUGAGUUUGCCGAUGUUCCAGAAACAAGUGACUAUUUAGAAGUCCGUUAUGCUGCAUCAUAUCCAGCUCUGCCAGUAGAUCUUCAAGGGAAAACAUUCUCUCAUGUUUUUGGAACGAACACUUCUUUUCUGGAAAAUCUAAUACUUGACUUACAGUUACGUGGUCCCUGUUGGUUAGAAAUCAAAGAUGCGUCACAAGUUCAACCUCAGAUAAGUUGGUGUCAAAUUGAUUAUGAAGUGACUUGGAGAUCAGGAAGUGGUUGUCCUAUCACGAAGUUGUCUACAGUUAUUGAAAAUCAAAAAUCAUUAUCAGACACUACUUCAGACUUGAUGAAAGUUCCACCAGCACCACCUCUGUGCUUGGCUGCUAUAAAUAUCAAGUCAGUUACAUUGAAACAUUCAAGUCAUUCUGAGAUAAUUUCAAUCGGGCUUUUGAUCGAUAAUGCUUAUCUUCUUGAUAAACCGAUAGAAAAGAGCCUUUUUCAAACACAUUAUUUAGUUUUAGCACCUCCAAAAGAUGCAGCUUUACCAUAUGAUCUUCGAACGAAAUUACCAACCUAUGGAACUCAGUACAGUCCUCCUUCUUCCACUUGGUUAUCUUCGAAUUCAGGACUUUCAUCAACUCCUACCGUAGAAAAAUACAAAAACCGUCCGAAUGGAGAUUCAUCGGGAGUUGGUGGAGUUGAUAUUGAACCUAAUGAACGUGCAUUGUUAGGUAGAUUCUUGACUCGCAUACAUAAACUUGAUCCUGAUUUAAUUAUUGGACAUGAUUUAUGGGGACAUCAGAUUGAAUUGCUAAUUCAAAGAUUGAAUGCUAAUAAAGUUCCUCAUUGGCACCGAGUAGGACGUUUACGACGUUCUGCUAACUUCCAAAUAAAUUUAAACAGUCGGUCUUGGCUUAUUCGUCAUUCUAUACCUGGUCGUCUUGUUUGUGACACUAAAGUAUCUGCUCGUGAAUUGGUUCGAUCAAGAACAUAUAAUCUUUCUGAUUUAGCCAGUCAAGUUUUAGGAGAGGUUACUUCUAAGAAAGACGGCAAAUCCUCGCAAGGCAGUUUACUUCCAAAACGUCAAAUUCCACCCAUCCUAAUCAGUCGACUGAAUGGAAACACUACAUCUGUUCGUGAUAAUGACCUUUCAGUUAUGGGUUUUGGUGCAGAAUUAGCAGACAUGGAAAUAGAUUCUGCUGAUUUGCGAUGUUUGUUCUCUAAUUCAGACUUGGUUCGUCAACUCAUUGAUUUUUGUCUUUCUGAUGCACACCUCGUUCUUAGAUUGUGCCAUCAGUUACAGAUUUUACCUCUUGCAAUGCAGAUUACCUCUAUUUGUGGUAACGUACUUAGUCGCACUUUGUCAGGUGGUCGUGCGGAGCGUAACGAGGCUUUACUUCUUCACGCCUUCACUCAGCAUGGAUACAUUGUUCCAGAUCCACCGGUAUCUCAUCGUGGUGCUCCUAAUACUCGUCACGAUGAAUGGGAUGGUAUUCAAGAGCAAGCAGUUGAAGAAGUGGGAACUGGACGUAGGAAGCCGGCCUAUACUGGUGGAUUAGUACUUGAACCAAAGAAAGGAUUUUAUGACAAAUACAUUCUACUUCUGGAUUUCAACUCUUUAUAUCCAUCUAUUAUACAAGAAUUCAAUAUUUGCUUUACUACUGUUGACCGUGAUCUUGUAGUGACUAAUUCAUCUGAUAAAGAGCCUUUAAAUCUGGAUACCAUGGUCACCACUCUAUUAGCUACUAUUCAUGGUGAUUCGAAUGCCAUAUCUCUCGCCAAAUCUGAUGACAAAAAAAUUCGGCUUCCAGUAGAUCAAGAUCCUGGUUUAUUACCGGCAGAAAUUAGACGUUUAGUUGAAUCACGCAAAGAAGUGAAAAAGUUAUUGGCAAAUACAUCAUCUGGUGAUGCUGCACAACGUGCACAAUGGAAUACUAGACAAGCUGCACUAAAAUUAACCGCUAAUAGUGUUUAUGGUUGUUUAGGGUUUGCUGCUUCUCGAUUUUGUGCUCGAGGUUUAGCUGCUUUAGUUACUGGUUUAGGACGUGCUGUGUUGAUGAACACUAGAGACCUAGUGGAGAAUAUGAACUUGGAAGUUAUUUACGGUGAUACCGAUUCGAUUAUGGUUAAUACUAAUACAACAGAUUUAUUAGCUGCAUUAGCUAUCGGUGAGAAAGUACGCCAAGAAGUCAAUAAACACUAUCGUCUCUUAGAGCUUGACACAGAUGGUGUUUAUGCUGCUAUGUUGCUUUUAGCCAAAAAGAAAUAUGCAGCCUUAUCAAUUAUAAAUCCUGUUCAAUGGGCUACAGCAACAAAAAUAUCAAUUAGUCAAGGAUUACCACCACAAGCUGUUUCUACAAAACAGGAAAUGAAAGGAUUGGAUAUUGUUCGACGUGAUUGGUCUGCACUCGCUGUAUCUGUUGGUCGACGAUGUGUGGCUGCUUUAUUGUCCGGUGAACCAAAAGAUGUUAUAUUAGAUCGUAUACAUGCUGAUUUGACUGAUACAGCUCAAAAAGUGCGUCAAGGAAACUUACCUGUUUCAGAAUUUAUUAUAACCAAAAUGCUAACUAAAAAUCCAGAGGACUAUUCUGAUGUGAAAAGUCAGCCUCAUGUACAAGUAGCUUUACGUCUCAAUGGUUCUACUGCAGAUGAUAAGAAAAGUGGUACACGUCGAUUUCGUGCAGGAGAUACUGUCGAGUAUGUAAUAUGCGAAGAUGGUUCCGGACAACUUGCUACACAUCGUGGUUACAGUCCAACAGAGCUUACCAAUAGUUUGUAUAAAGCAUCUGACGAUUCAGAAUCAUCUACAAAAAGAAGUCUUUCAAUCGAUGUGAAUUAUUACUUGGCUCAUCAAAUCCAUCCUGUUGUUAGUCGACUAGUUGCACCUAUUGAAGGUACUUCUCCUGCUCGUAUUGCUGAUUGCUUAGGACUUGAUCCAUCAGGUUAUCGUCGUUCUAACAUAACUACUGUUGGAGAUGAUGAUGAUGAGAAUAAUCCAGAUGGUGGUUUUUCCUCUGGAUUCUCUAAUUUUACUAAUUGUGGAGAUGUUGAACCUUUCUACAUCAAAUGUCCACGAAAUUGUGAUGGUCCUCCAAUUGAAAUUAAAACAUCAGCUUUUAGUGUGGUUGGUAAAAGUUGGUUUUGUCCUACAUGUUCGCAUAACUUAUUGCUUUCACAAGAUUCUGCUCGCCUCGUUACUAAUCGCCUAGUUUUCGAGGCACGUCGCUUCAUUGUCCGCUAUCAGCUGGGCUGGAUGACUUGUGAAGAUCCUGCUUGUGCUGUAGUCACACGCUCUUUGCAUUGUCCUCCAAGUUCUGGUCAUCAUAAUGUUGGUGAAUCUGACAGUCUUUGGGCCCGCGGUGGACGUCCUCUUUGUGGAGUAUGUGGUGGUCAGGCAGUACUCAAGUCCAAUUACUCUGAGGCAAAGCUUUAUAAGCAGUUGUGCUUCUUCAGAUAUUUGGUAACUCCACCCAACAUGAAGAAUUCUGGAAGUAAUACUGAUAUGGAAACUAUUCUGCCUCAUGCGAUUUCCAGCAUUCUCUCGCAGUGUCGAAUUCAUUUUGAUCGCCUAUUGUCUCAUUCUGCAUUCGCAAUGGUGGAUUUAGGUAAACUAUUUUCCGGUCUCCGUACAACGUGCACUGGACCUGGGUUCCGCUGAACAAUAAGAUUACUUUUAACUACUCCUUUCUUAUUAUUCAUUUUCUUACUAAUAAAUGUAAAUAUUUAUUGUACUAGCAGUUGUUAUGUAUCCAGUUUAGGUAAAUAAACAAAUUUAAUACCAGA